AUGCCUUCCAACGCCGCUGACAAGCUGGAUUUUGUUCUCAAACAGCUUCACUGUUUGGGGGCUCCCAAGGCGCUUCUGGGGCUCAUUCUCCUCCUUUUUCUGUCGGAGAAUGUUUCGAUGUUUGGAGAGGCGUACGAAUUUGUGGAAAUCUUUGCUGGAGAAGCAUGGGUGAGCCGAGUAAUGCGAUCCUCUGGGAGGAGAACGGCCAGUCUUGAUAUUAUUUUUGGUGAUCCACUUCCCGGAAAGCAAAAUGUCAUGGACUUGACAACCCCCAGUGGAUUUUGUCUGGCGCUUUUGACCAUCUUGAACAUGAAGUUCGACGCCAGCUUUUGCGUUGUCGGUUUGCUGUGCAGCUCUUUUGUGUCUAUAAAUCAGGCUACCCACUGCCGUGCACCAUGGUUUCCCUUGGGUGACACGGGGAGGCCCCAUGUUGCCUUGGGAAAUUUGCUGGCAUCACGGGUGGCGCUUCUGAUCUUGGUCCUGCAGUGCGUUGGCGCUGCUUGGAUGGUGGAGCAGCCAAUUUCAUCAUUGGCUUGGUGGCACCCCCGUCUCCGAGCCCUCUUGAGAAGCAUCGACAGGAUCUAUGUUUGCCGUUGGUGGAUGGGGCACUACCAUGGCAAAACUCCGAAGCGCCACAUUUGCUGGUCAAAUACCCCCAAGAUUGGUCGCCUUGACAAAGGUGUUCUCAAAAAACAUCAACGAGAGGAGAUUGCCAAAAUGGGUGUGAAGUCUGCUGCAACCAAAGUGAACAAAAAAGGUGGCAAAUCCUACAGUGGUACUUCAGCACUCCGUGGUACAGGGACGUACCCGCCUCAUUUUGGGCUUCGCUUGGCGGGACUCUACUCUGACCUCAUCGAGAAUCGUUCGGCCAACCCUCCAAUGCCCAAUGAUCUGGAGUACGAGGAUGAGCUUAAAGCUUUGAAAGCAGCCCAAACUGCUGACUCCAAGGCGGCUUCAGCGGUUGCGAGCCCUGAUGAUGAGACCCAGCCAGCAUCUCCAGAAGAGGUAGAAAAGGCCAGAGGACGUGCUCGCAAGGGAAAAGAUACCCAGAAGAAUGCUGUUGCUGAACCCAGUGAACCCAAAACACGUAGAACUGCUGCAAAGGCAGCACCCAAGGCCAUGUCUGCCCCGUCGGGGCGAUCCAAGAGUAAGUCUGAUGAUGGUUCAACUCCUGAGAGUGCCAAAAAACCCGGGGGGAAGCAGCCUGCUCAGCCCCCUUCCAAGCGCCUUCGCUCCAAGAGCUCUGGAGACCCACCUGCAGCGCCGCCACGUGAUCCAAAGAUUGCAGAUCUGGAGAAGGCCAAUGCCAAGCUGAAGAAGCAGUUGGAAGCUUUGCAGAAGGCAUCCAGUGCAUCGACAGCCAAGCCCUCUAGUCAGAAGCGGCCACGCACCCCGCCAUCGUCAGCAGCCGCCUCCAAGAAGCCAACUUUUUCGCCCCAAUCUGAGGACGAAGAUGGACCUGAGGACUUUGACAUCUUUGGGACCCCUCGGUAUGAACCUUCUGAUGAGUCUGGGGGUGAAAAUGAAAUAGUUGGUGAAGGAGAGGAAGGUGAGGAUGACGAGGGUGGGGAGAAUACAAAGGAAGGUGAGGGAGAGUUGAGUGAAAGUGCCAAGAACCAGCGUUUGAGACGCAUAUGCGAAGUGAAACCAGGAACUGGGGUUUGCCGGGUCCCUGAUGAGAUUCAUGCGCGUUGGAAGAAAGGUGGUACUGAAAGGUUGAAGCUCCGAGAUGAACUCGAAGCUGCUGGCUGGGACAAGGAUGAGUUCGUCAAUGCCAUUAUCAGAAUCAAGGAAAAAACCAGCAAGUUCACCCGCCAUAAGCGCAGAGGGUGGUACACGAAAGAGAAGAUGAAGGUCAAGUUGGGUUGGUCGAAGAAAUACAUCGAGCGCGUGGUGAAGUACUGCGAGCGAAAGGGGAAUGAGGCCCUUGUGAAGAAGGAUAAGUAUGACCGGUCCAUCAACAAGUACCAUGUGGAAGUGGACGAGGAUGAUGACGAGUGCAGUGAAGACCUGGAGAAAGAGCUCCACGAGACCAGCAAGGACACUUCAAAGAAGGUGAGCUUCAAGAGCCUUGAUGUGAACAGAACCCGAAAGUCCAUGCGACCUGCUGAGAAAGAUGAUGGGGAUUCGGACACCGACAAAGACGCUCCUGAAGUCAACACGGGGUUGCAGGAGUACAAUUCCCUCAAGAAGUUUGGCGAUUCACUGCUGAGCAGGAACCGGAAGCUGAGUGAGCUUGAUGGUCAGUUGGAUUUGGCACUGCUAGAGUGUUCUGAUGAAAGCCCCCACCGUGAGCGGAUCGGAAAGUCCCGAGCCAGCAUCGAAAAGGCCAUGAAAAUCUUGGAGGAGCAGUUUGAGCUGGUGGAAUCCACCAGGGCCGAGGUGUCAGACCUCAAGAAGGGCAAGCUGGGCAAGGCUGAAGAGAAAGCGCUUGUCAACAAGUGCGAGGACCGAAUCAAAGAGACCACCAGAGCAUGUUCGAAGGUUACAGCUGUGGAAGCCAGUGCCAAGAAUGUCCUGAAGAUCGUCAAAAAGACCGACUGA
This is a messenger RNA of Cladocopium goreaui, 2544 nucleotides long. NCBI's taxonomy places the organism in Eukaryota, Dinophyceae, Suessiales, Symbiodiniaceae. The record is from the annotation of a GenBank genome assembly.